AUGGCCGCCUUCGUGAGGGUUUCUGGUCCCCCCAACAGUAGCUUUCUCGUCGGCUACCCGGGCAUCUCUGCAACCCUGCCCCGAAUCGAAGGCAAAGUCGAGAUCCGCCCGUCACAGGGCUAUUCCAUGCCCGUCGCCGUUUCGCUGGUGCGCAUUUGUCUGCAGCGACGAGAAACCAUCCACCCCGCCGCCGAGAACGUCGCGAAACGACACCUGGGCACACCGAGAAGAGAGACCACCGACGUGGUCGGUAAAGAGCUUCUGCUGUUCCGAUGCCAGUCCGGCAAGGAGGCCGAGAGCGUCAUUGCCAUGGAUCUGCCUUUUGUCCUUUUUAUCCCCUUUGGAAGAGGCGGCGAGGAGACGAACCGACGAAUACCCCCCGCAUCGCUUCAACUCCCCAGCCGGACCGCUGAGACGUACUACGAGCUUGUAGUCACCGUCCAGCAAGGCCACACCCUCCAGAACAAAUACUCCUUCCCCAUACCCUUGCAACGCUACGACACCUUGUCGACCUUCGGCAUGUACAACAAACCCGAAUCGCGCCAAGUCAGCGACGCGAGCGUCGUCACCCUGGGCAUCUCGGUUCCCAAAUGGAGUUAUGGACCCCUCGACCCAAUAACAGUCUACAUCAAACUGGUACCGAACCCCGACUGGAUGAAGAAGGCUUUGAAGGUCACCAUUCAGAAGAUCACCGUCACUAUCGAGGAGGAGAUUACCUACAACCCCGAAGGCGACGAGCCGACGAAAAAGGUCAACAAGGUCGCAAAGAACAUACAGCUGGUGAACACAAGAAUGCCAGAGGCAGGCUAUGCCACCAAUGUCGGCUUGGUCUUCCCCUCCAAGGACCUGCGCGACCCCGAUGGCAUCAUCCGAAGAGGAAAGCCCGCGUUUCCCCUCUACCAAGUGACAUCCUUCACCACGAGCUCAACAUUAUACAAGAUUGAAUUCUACCUGACGGUCAAGGCGCAACUAGGUUCUACCAAAGACUUGGUAGUUCGACAACCGCUCGUCAUCUGCCCGCUGGACCAGCAGGCAUGUAAAGAGGAAAUGGACGCCAUCGAACAAGCUGCCAAGGAUGCCUCACAGGUCGACCCGAACAACCCCAUGCUCCCUGCCCGCUCGAUCGUCUUGGCGAAUGACCGAGAGUCAAUGAAGACGCUAGGCCUGUGUUUGGUAGGAGGGCAGAAAAAGCCGUUGAUCGAAUGA
Molecule: messenger RNA, 1206 nt
Organism: Colletotrichum graminicola M1.001
Lineage: Eukaryota; Fungi; Ascomycota; Sordariomycetes; Glomerellales; Glomerellaceae
Product: arrestin domain-containing protein
Exons: 3
Coding region: 1-1206 (401 amino acids)
Biological process (GO): division septum assembly
Cellular component (GO): division septum
Source: RefSeq, a predicted model, not a curated record